Messenger RNA from Caenorhabditis auriculariae, 4072 nucleotides. NCBI's taxonomy places the organism in Eukaryota, Metazoa, Nematoda, Chromadorea, Rhabditida, Rhabditidae. The record is from the annotation of a GenBank genome assembly.
AUGGAAAAGCCGGUCGAAGACGCGGCUCCUCCGGCAUAUUCUACUGCGAUUGCCAGUCCGUCUGAUUCUGUUUUACCAGCAACAGCACCAGUAGAAGGUUUGAUUUGAUCUUUUUCAUGGGAUGAAAGGAAAGAUUGAAUUUUUAGAAGUUCCGAAAACGGCGGCCCCUCCAGCAUAUUCUGCUGCGGUCGCCAGUCAGCCGGCUCCAGCAACAGCUCCAGUAGAAGGUUUGAAUCAUUGAGGAACGAUAUUUUAUUAAUAAUUGCUUUUAAGAGUCUCCAAGAAUUGCCCAAGCUUCUCCGCCAGCUCGCCCAUCACCUCCACUUCCACAGUGUUCCCAAACGAGCGGCAGCUGUGGUCAGUAGGCGUGGCUGACUGCAACAGCGGCACGGUUUAUUGCAAUAGGGGCGCGGGAAUGAGAGUCAAGUUUUGUGGAUUUAGUGGUUGGAAAAAGACCAUUAAAUGAUGUUUUUCCUAGGUUCUCGCAAGUUUUCGAAGAUUUUUAAUGUGUAUAUAAUUAUAACGAACAAAUUUAAAUGAAGAAAGAGACGAAAAAGUUUUUGCAAAACACAAUAUCUCCCAAAAUGUCGUUUUUUAGGAAAACUCGUCAAAUCGAACUUCCAAAGGGAAAAUUGAGAAAAAGCUCAAACCACUUCUCUCAAGAAAUACCAUUUGAACGUUUUAAAACAAAAACAAAUACAUAUUAUCUUGUACGAAUAAAGUUGUCACCCAAAAUGACAUUUUCAGGAAUAAUUUCGUCGAAUACUGCCUCGAAAAAAAAAUUUUGAGAAAAAUCUCACAGCGUUUCUCUUAAGAAAGUCCAUUUGAAAAUUCUUAAACAAAAAAACAAACGAAAUAUCUUAUGCGAAAUAAGUUGUCAUCAAAAAUGUCCUUUUAAUGCAAAUUUCUGUGAUGAGAAAAAUCGAAAAUCACUUCAAAUCUCUGGAAAACGCGAUAAACACGUUUUGAGAACACAUACAAUGUGAAAAAAUACGAAAGAAUGGUAAAAUACGCAAGAAAAAGAGAAAAAACCGUAUUAAAAGUGAAUGAAAUUUUGUGGGGGUGACACGCGCCGCACCGCGUUGCGUUAGAAAAAACUCGCGUUUUCGCCCCAUUGCGACGACCUUUUUUUUCGCUUGCCGCCGUCUCUUUUGGAACACUGUGACUUCCAGUUCCGCCUCCACCCCAACAAUUCUUGCCACAACCUCAGCCUCAAGUUCAAUUCGUUGGCCCACAAGGGGUUCAAUACUUCUCGCCUCCACAAAUGGCAAUGGCUCCUGGAUAUGGGUUUUUUUUUUGAAAAUGAGUUUUUUCGAAUGGAAAUAUUCAAGAAUGAUGUCCCCUCCGAAUCCGUACAUGAUGUGUCCGCAGAUGUACCAACCACCUGCACCUAGUCAAGGUAAGAAUUUUAGAAAUAUAUCAAAAAAAUUCAAAAUUGUUUGAAAGUUACUGUAAAUUCAUUUUCAAGCGUACUUUUAUCGACUGAGUGUUGAAGUUUAUCUUGAAAAAAUGCUAUUCAAUCAAUUUUAAUUAAAAUCAUUGAAAAAAUCUUCAAAAUAAAAAAAUCACUAUGAAAUGAAUUAAAAAAUCGAGCCAAAAAUCAAGAAAAAAAAUUUUAUUUUUUCUUUUGAAUUUACGGUGAUUUUAUGCAAAGGGUUCUUCUAUUCAAUCAAAUUUUGAUUCAAAUUAAUAAAAAAAGUGCUCAAAAUUGAAAAAAAUCACGAUGAAAUGAACUGAAAAAAAUCGAGACAAAAAAAUCAAGAAAAAAAAAUUUUUUUGAGGACGAUUUUUUUAAGUUUUUAAGUUCAAGUUUUUUUAGUUUUGAAAAAAAAAUUUUUUUGAGCUAAUAUAGUAAAAUGUGGUUCAAAAAAACGUAACCAAAUUAAAAUUUUUCAUUUUUCAUCGAAAAAAAUGCUUCAAAAUUCAACAUAUCUUCAGAAAAAAAUGAGUAUAGAUUCUUUUUAACGGCUGGAAUGAGACACAAAAAAAACAUCAUAAUUAUAAUUUUUUUCUUGAAAAAAAGACUCAAAAAGCUAUAACUCGACUAUAAGCUCUUUUAAAUUUUAAGAUUAUUCGAAAAAACGGAAAAAUUAGAGCCGAGGCUAAAUAGUUUCAUCUUUAGAAAAAAAGGCUGUGUGAAUUUUUUUGGACGCCGAACUCAAGAUAUCAAAUUUUAAAAUUUAAAAAAAAGACAUCAAAAGUAAGUUUCGACGAGUUCAGCACCAAUCAACGUGGUGGUGAACUCCAACGCGAACGCCGGAGGAGGCGGCGGCGGUGGCGGAGGAACCGGCGGAGCUGGAGGAGGUCUAGGAGGAGCUGGAGGAGCCAAUGGCGGCGGCGGAGCCCUUGUCUGUCCGAAAUGCCGGAAAGGCAUCAUCUCGAGGGCUCAGGCGCGGAGACGAAAAGUUUGUUUUUUUGGGUCUUUAAAAGCUCGAGUUAAGCGGUUAAUUUUAUUAAAAAAAGGUACCUAGUUUCACGGGAAAAACUUGUGAGCUUUUUUUCAAAAAUUUUCUAGUUCAAAAAAAAGACUUCAUCCUUUUUUUCGUUUCGAUACCAUUUAAAGAAAAUAAAUGCAAAAAAAUUUAAAUAGUCGCUGUGCCACGAGUUGAAAUUUCAUGGAACGACACUCCGCUCGGUGGCCUUGUGGCCGUGAUGAAUCAAUGCCUUUGCGGAUCUCGGUCACGCUUUCCCACUUUAUAAUUUGCCGUUUUUAAAUACAUUUUCUUCGAUAACUCCUUAGUUUUAGGAACUUUUCAGCAGUGCAAUGGAUGAAUAAAAUUUUUCGGAAUGCCAGUAAUUUAACCAGAGGAUAAAUGAGCCAUGGCUUUAACAAAAACACACUUUUUUAAUCCCUCUUUUCGAGGAAGACCAUGAAACUAACUGUGUUCUUUAGUUUACAUUCGUACAACGCAAUCUUUUUCAACGAUAAUAAUACAUUUUAAAGAAAUAAAACAAUUAAAAAACGAUCAAAAUUAGAAUUAAAACCAAAAAAAAUUAGCGUGGCCGAGGUUGGCAAAUUCGCACGAUGCGCGCUACCGCACAAAUCGAAACAGCGGGGUGUCGUUCCAUGAAAUUUCAACUUGUGGCCCAUCAACUAUAUGAAAAAUAAAUUUAGAUGAUUGAUUUCCUUAAAAAAAAAGGUACCUAGGUUUACAAGAUCUCCUUGUGAGCUCUAUUUUCAAAAAUUACGGAAUUAAAAAAAAUGAAUUUUUUUUCUUUGUUACGUUGACAUUUCAUGCAAAGAAAAAAACGUUUUUCUGAGUGCGUAAAAAAAUUAGAAUUAGGUUCUUAAUUUUUAUUUUUAAAAAGACACCUGGUUUUUACAAGAGUUACUUGUGAGUUUCAUUUUCAGGAAUUUCAAUUAAAAAAAGUUUCGCUUUUUCUUUUUGUACAGAUGAAAUUUUUAAGCUAAGGUUCACAUGAUAAAAAAAUUCUUAUUUAUGAAAAAUAUCUUGGAAUUUUUAGAGCUAUAAAACCGUGAAAACAUAGUCUGUAUUAGCCUUGAAAUCAUACUGAACUUCAAUUAAAAAAAUGAUUUUUCAGUUCAAAAAAAUAUAAAUUGUCUUAUAACUUCCACAAAAAAACUCUAAUUUUUUUAAAUUUUCAGGGGUAAAAUUCCACGAAAAUGUUAUUGAAAAGCGCUUUUUCCUUAAUUUUUAAACCGUUUAUUCCUUACUAAAAAUCUUGCUGAGUUAAUUAAAGGCGCAUAGAAAAUUACAUUAAAGGUCUCGAGACGAAGAGCCAUUUUGAGUGUUAUUUUGAGUCCCGCAAUGCCUGUAGUGAUUCAGAAAGGAAUUUUUAAACGGUCUAUAAUUUUUUGAUAUUUUUAAAGUCGUUCCAAAAUCGGCACUGGAAUAUCAAAAAAUAUUCAUAAUUGAAUUUUAGGUAAAGCUUAAAAAAAUUGCUUCAGAUGGUGAUCAUGUGCCUGUCAACCAUUCUGUUCCCCUGUACCUGCGGAUUACUGUACUGUUUAUUGCUGAAAAACUACGUGGACACCUGCACGGCCUGCGGGAAGCAGUACGGUCACCGUGGCGGCAAGAAAGCCGGCAAAGUCAACGCCGUCACUUUGUAA